AUGAUCGCCGCUUCAAUGUCGCCAAAAACAGUCUUUUUUAUCAUUUUUGGGCUACUCGUAGCGAGUGCCAUCGCCACUGACGAGGUUCUGUACCCGGAUGUUGUCAAAUCUCUGAAGUCCAGCCCGACAGAGCUCGACAAGCUCAAGAUACUGCCAGACGACAAGGAUUGGACCUUCAACUACUUUUCGCAUGCAUUCCACACCAACAGCCCCGGCGGUGUGGUCAACGCCAACGCGGCCACUUUCCCAGCAACUGUUGGCAACGGCAUGAGCAUGGCCUGGAUCAGCCUCGGCCCUUGCGCCAUGCUGCCACCUCACUACCAUGCCAGGGCCUCCAACUACGUCGUAUCGGUUGAAGGGACUACCGAGACAUACAUGACUCUGGAAAACGGCGCACGCGUCGUUAAGACGCUGCUGGAGCCUGGGAUGAUGACUCUUUUCCCGCAGGGGAGUCUACAUACUAUGUCCAAUACUGGCUGUGGAAACGCUACCCUCAUCUCAGCUCUCAGUUCGGAGGAUGCCGGGACACAUAACGUCGCGAAUGGCUUGUUCGAUCUCCCUCAAAGUGUGGUUGCCGCCGCAUUCGGAGGGAAUCCUCUGUCCGCCAAGUUCGUCCAGCUCAGACGCGACAUUCCGGCUGUCGGUACCGGCGCCUCUAUUGGGUCUGCCGAAUGCCUGAAACGAUGCGAGGCUCAAGGCUCCAAGUAG
Messenger RNA from Colletotrichum siamense, 708 nucleotides. RefSeq names its product Spherulin-1A (gene SR1A-0). Gene Ontology annotation, cellular component: cell wall. The record is from RefSeq and is a predicted model, not a curated record. Gene Ontology annotation, molecular function: manganese ion binding. NCBI's taxonomy places the organism in Eukaryota, Fungi, Ascomycota, Sordariomycetes, Glomerellales, Glomerellaceae. The transcript has 2 exons. The coding region runs from base 1 to 708 and encodes 235 amino acids.